AACAUUGGACCACAUCAUAGCAUCAUCACUUAUCAAAUGACAAAUGAAAUCUCAUUCAAGAAGCACUCUUCAAAGCAGCAGCCAAAAACAUCAAAAAAUAUAAAGAAUCCCACCAAAAGCCAAAACCAUCAAGAUCACAAACAAAAAUCUUUCAUUGACUAA
Molecule: messenger RNA, 162 nt
Organism: Acaulospora morrowiae
Lineage: Eukaryota; Fungi; Glomeromycota; Glomeromycetes; Diversisporales; Acaulosporaceae
Source: the annotation of a GenBank genome assembly